AUUACUCGCCCCGACGGCGGGGUCUUCGACUGGCGCACGACUUUAUCCCCCCCUCCUCCCUUUCCUCUCCCCUUCCUUCCUUCGUCCCCUCCGCCUCCCCACACCCCUACCCAACCAAUUUGCUGACGCCCACACUGACGAGCGACGCGCCGGCGGAAGAAUCAUGGCCUGAGCCGAGCCCGGGAUCCUCGCCGACGGCCGCCGCGGAAUGGGUGCUGUAAAGGAUAGCUUCGCUGUGCUGCUCAAGGAAGGCAUCUUCUUGUCUGUGUAGUUAUUAGUUGUUUGGGUGCUAUAAAGUGUUUCGGCCGUGGAUCAGGACUGGGAGAUACUGCAGUAAGGGUAAGGAAGAAGAAAGCAUUUGGAGAGUCACAAGAUGGAAGAAGGUCAAGAAAGCAGGUACUGGUGCCACAGCUGCGCCGAGGUGAUCGUUCCUGUGGAGCCGGAGAAGAAGUGCCCAGACUGUGAUGGCGGCUUCGUGGAAGAGAUGGGGUCCGAGGGCUUUGAGCCGUCCACGAACGUGAGGUCUGAGCGGAACCUCUCGCUCUGGGCCCCGCUGCUGCUUGGGAUGAUGGGGGGUUCGUCUCGGCGAUCAAGGCCCCAGAGGGAUAUGAUGGAUUCUUCUUCUGAUGAGGACUCACGCCAAGCAAGGAUCAGGAGUGCCCUGAGGGAUACUGAUGAUGAGGAUGAAGAUGAUGAUGAUGAUGAUUCUGACCGUGAGCUUGAAGACAUGAUUAGGAGGCGAAGGAGGAGGGGCUCGUCGCUUGUCAGGCUGCUCCAGACCCUCCGUGAUGACUUAAGGGGUUUGGAUGGCAUUGGCAGGGACAGGGACAGGGACAGGGACAGCGAGAGAGACCGGGAGAGGGAGAGGGAAAGAAGGGACAGGGAGAGAAGGGAGAGGGAGAGGGCUAGAAGAGAGAGGGAAAGAGCAAGGGAGAGAGACCGAGGGGGAGAAAGGACAGAGAGCUUAAUAUUGAUAAACUCCAACAAUGAGGCCAUUAUUCUCCAAGGAACAUUUGGACCUAGUGACAACCAAGAGAACUCAAGCAACACAAGUACUGGCGUUUCACUUGGUGACUACUUUCUUGGUCCUGGCCUAGAUAUGCUCUUGCAGCGUUUGGCAGACAGUGACCUGAAUCGUUCUGGGACUCCGCCUGCCAAGAAGGAAUCUGUGGCAGCAUUGCCAACUGUGAACAUCCAGGAAGUACUGGGCUGUACAGUCUGUCUUGAGGAGUUUGAAAUGGGGACGGAGGCGAAGGAGAUGCCUUGUCAACACAAAUUUCACUCCAAUUGCAUCCUUCCAUGGCUGGAGCUCCACAGUUCUUGCCCAAUUUGUCGAUUUCAGUUGCCUACAGAGGAGUCAAAGAACCCAUGUGAAUCAGGCAGUGGUGGUGGGACAGUGAGUGCUGAUGGAGAUCAUGCUGAGUCAAGUAAUAGUGAUAUAGAAGGUGCUAACCAUGAUGGAGGCAGUCUGCUUGAUGAAAGUUCAAUAAAUGAUAGAGAUGUGACGUCUGCGUUGAACGCGAUCUUCGGAGAUGGAUCCUCAUCAUCCUCAUCUGAUGAAAAUGGUCCACGUUCUUCCGAGAGCUGAAGCCAGCAUCGCCCUGGCUCCCGUGCUUCCAACAUGUAGACGGAGUCCCGAAAGAAGACUCCCAUGAGGCCGGCGUCUUUAUGCUGUGGUUUCCUGUAAAUAUUUCAAUUCGACCCUGCAAGACAAAGCUGUUUAUCUUCGCUUCUUAUGAAACCUACCUGGCUUGUAACGGUUUAAUGCCCGCCGCCGUAUUUACAGUAUGCGUGUGUGUGUGUGAAAUAAAAGUACUCUAGUCUGUUGUUUU
Triticum aestivum (bread wheat) is the source of this 1832-nucleotide messenger RNA. RefSeq names its product E3 ubiquitin-protein ligase SIRP1. Gene Ontology annotation, biological process: protein ubiquitination. Lineage: Eukaryota; Viridiplantae; Streptophyta; Magnoliopsida; Poales; Poaceae. Gene Ontology annotation, cellular component: cytoplasm. The coding region runs from base 374 to 1588 and encodes 404 amino acids. The record is from RefSeq and is a predicted model, not a curated record. Gene Ontology annotation, molecular function: ubiquitin protein ligase activity. The transcript is spliced from 3 exons.